This is a messenger RNA of Entamoeba histolytica HM-1:IMSS, 3309 nucleotides long. RefSeq lists its product as uncharacterized. Gene Ontology annotation, biological process: regulation of ARF protein signal transduction. The record is from RefSeq and is a predicted model, not a curated record. The transcript has a single exon. Gene Ontology annotation, molecular function: guanyl-nucleotide exchange factor activity. Bases 1 to 3309 code for a protein of 1102 amino acids. Lineage: Eukaryota; Evosea; Mastigamoebida; Endamoebidae.
AUGGCUGUAAACAAUUAUCCACUUAUUCUUAAACUUACAUAUAAUGAGAUGAAAGAAAUUAAUACAUUAACAUUAAACCAGGAAUCAUUAGUAAGGAAUCAUAUUGUUAAUGCAUUACAAAUUUAUGAACAACGACAUAAAACUAAUAUUACCGAAGAAAAUGUUGUAGUUAUACUAACAACUUUUUUAGUUAUUUUACAAACAAAAGAAAUACCAGAGGAAGUACAUUUAAUUGUAUGUAUUGCAAUGAGAAAAAUAUUAAAAUUUUUAAACAACAUUGAUAAAGCAAAAUACUUUAUUUCUUCAUUUAUUUUUACUCAAAUUAAAGAAAUUGAACAAAAAGACAAAAUUAUUAUUCAAAAAUUACUUUUUAUUAGAGAUUGUUUGGAAUAUGAAAAUGACAUAUGUAUUCUUAAAAAAGGUAUUAAAUGGUUUAUUCAAUUAUAUGGUAAUUUAAUUAAUAGUAACAUAAAUAUAUUUAUAAACAAUAAUAUUUCUAUAAUAUUAGAAUGUUUAAAUAAUGUUCUACAUUCAAAAAUUUCAUAUUUUAUUCAAACAGAAAAUGGUUCUGAGUUACAUGACUUUUUAUUAUUUUGUUUAAAUUAUAAUUAUUGUGAAUAUGAAAAGGUUUAUAUGUUAGUUAUUCGUCAGAUACAUGAUAUUUAUAAUGAGUAUUAUCUUUUAAUAAAACAAACAAAUGCAAUUUUUAAAGUCUUUAAAAAAGAUAUUAUUCCUCAUUUACUUACUUUAAUUUCUCUUCAAAAUAUUAUUUCUACUGAAGAGUAUCAUCUUUCUCAAGAAGUAUUUUCAUUUUUAAAUGAUAUUUUCAAUAAUUCAUUUAAAAUGAAAGUAGAAAUGGAAAGUUAUCUUGUUCAAAUGAUUUAUUUAAUGGAUUUUAUUUAUAAUGAUCGUACAGAUUCUAAAUAUCAAAUUCCCAAGGAAAGAGGAGAUCAAAUAUUACAAUGUAUUUAUACUAAUCUGAAAAGUGUAUUAUCAAUGAAUAAUUGUAUGGCAAAAUUAUAUAUUAAUUAUGAUUGUGAUGAAUAUUGUACUGAUCUUUUUCAAUUUUUUAUAAUGACAUUAUUUAAACAAAUUAAUGCACAAGGUUAUCAUUUACUUCUUCCUUUAACUUUACAAUGUCUUCAAAUGAUUGUACCAUUUAAACAAAAUGGUGGUUUUGAUUGGAAAACUUCAUUAAAUAGAAAAAAAGAAUGGAGAGUUAUUGGUGCAUUAUUUAAUGAUAAUUUUGAAAUUGGUAUUGAUGAAUAUUUGAAAUUAAAUAACUUUAAAGAGAAAACAACUAAUAUCAUCGCUCAAAUGUUUGUAGAAAUACCACAAAUUAAUAAAAUUAAAAUGGUAGAAUAUUUUUUACAACCAAAUGAAUUUAAUGAAAAAGUAUUUAUUGAUUAUAUUAAAAAAAUAGGAUAUGUGACAAUGUCAUUAAGUCAAGCAUUUAUUUCUAUUAUAAAGAAUAUUUGUUUACCUCAAGAUAAAUUAAAAACAAAAAAGUUAUUUGAUCUUUUUGCUAAAGAAUAUAUUAAUGAACACCCAAAUGAAAAAUGUUCUUCUAAUGACAUUUCAAAUGCAUUUAUUGAAAUAUUAUCAAAACCUUCUUCUUUUGAAGAAUAUUUAAAUAUAUUAAAAGAAAAUUGUUGUAAUAAACAUGAAUUAAACCUUAUUUUCUUAUUUGUUUCUUCUCAUCCUUUAAUUGUAUUGAAUAGAUUACCAACUACAACUCCAACAUUAUUAUUAAAUGAAGAAAUAGAAUUAAGAGAGUCAUUAUGUAGAAAAGAAGUUGAAGUUAAUACAGAAGUUUAUAGUCAAUUUUAUAACAUUUUUUGUAAUUUAAUUCUCAGCGUAUUAGCCAAAUCAGAACGGUUUAAUGAACUAGAAAAAAAUUUAUAUGAACAAAUAAUUCUUCAUUCAAUACAAUUUGAUGAAUAUGUUAUUAUUAAAAAUUCUAUCCAUCAAUUACUUCAAUUAAGUGGAAUAUUAAUUGAAGAUAAAUUCUUUUAUGAACCAAUAAAAUUACAUGCUACAAUUACUUUAAUUCAACAAAUAAGUGAAACUCUUCCUUUUCUUAUUGAAACUAAAGAAGUUGUGUUAUUUAUUGCCAAAUUAGAAGAAUAUGACCUUAUUAUUAAAAAUAAAUCUAAACCAUUUAUUUCAUUUAUUCAAAUAAAACAAGAAGAAAGCAGUUGGUUUAGUACCUUUUUAUAUAAUAAUUCAAACCAUGACAAAAUAAAAGAAUAUAUUAAAGAUAAAACUAAAGAUAUUGAUUUAUUUAAACAAUUAAAUGAUGAUAAUGUAAUUAAAUUUAUUAAAUUUCUUAUUAAUCUUAUUAAAGAAGUAAAUGAACACGAACGAUUAGAAAUUCUUACGGUAUUACAACUUAUUAUAUUUUCUAAAUCAGAACAAUUAAUAAAUAUUAUUCCAUUAUUAUUAAAUGAAAAAAUUUUUGCAAUUGAAUCAUUCUCAUUCUUUGAAUUAUGUUUCAAUACUAUUGUUUUUUCAUUAACAAUAAAUGUUUCAACAAAUAUAGAACAUUUGAUUGAUUUUAUUUCUUCUCAACCUUAUGAACAUUUUACUCCUAUUAAUCAUCUCGUACAAUUAUUUUUUGAGCAUAUGACUAAUAACCCAACUGCUGUUCAACGUAUUGUUGAAAAGAAACCAAUUUUAAUGCCAAUUGCUUGUAACGAAUUAUUAAAAACAGUCAAUUCUUUAACAGUUAAAACAGUAUGUUCAUUUAUUCAACAUUUACCAAGUGGUAAAGCAAGAGAUUCAAUUAUUAAAACAUUAAUAUUAGCUGUAAAAACAAAUGAAACAAAUGAAGGAUGGGAAGAUUGUUUAAAUGAAUCAAUUAAAACAAUGAUAUUAAAUCAUUCAAUAGAAAAAGAAUGGUUAUCUCUUUGUAAAAAACCAGAAGUUCAAAUAAAUAAAAUCAUUGAACAACUAUCUAACAUUACUAUCAAUGAAAAAGAAACUAAUAUUAUUGCUCAAAUUAUACUUGAACUAAUUUAUUUACAACGAGAAAAGAGUUUUAAUGAAAAUAUUGAAAAAGAAGGUAUUCAAAUAUUACUAAGAUGUUAUCAACUAAAUAAGGAUAUUGGUCAAAUGAUUCAAAAACAAUUCCAAUCUUUACAAACUCAAUAUCCAAAAGAAUUUGGUGAAGGAACAUCUUUAUAUACAAAUAUUAUAAAACUUUUACCAAAAGAAUUGUAUCAAGACUGUCUCCCACAAGAUGAUAAUAAAGAAAUUAGAGAAGAAGUAGCUGUUGAUGUGAAAGAAAUAAAAAAUGAAAACAGUUAA